This is a messenger RNA of Callorhinus ursinus (northern fur seal), 1554 nucleotides long. RefSeq names its product cholinergic receptor nicotinic delta subunit (gene CHRND). Lineage: Eukaryota; Metazoa; Chordata; Mammalia; Carnivora; Otariidae. The record is from RefSeq and is a predicted model, not a curated record. Gene Ontology annotation, cellular component: postsynaptic membrane. Gene Ontology annotation, molecular function: transmembrane signaling receptor activity; acetylcholine-gated monoatomic cation-selective channel activity. Gene Ontology annotation, biological process: monoatomic ion transmembrane transport.
AUGGAGCGGCCAGUGUGGACGCUGGGGCUGCUGACUCUACUGGUUGUGUGUGGCAGCUGGGGCCUGAAUGAGGAGGAGCGGCUUAUUCGGUACCUGUUUGAAGAGAAAGGCUACAACAAGGAGCUCCGGCCUGUGGCACACCAAAGGGACAGUGUGGACGUGUCGCUGGCCCUCACGCUCUCCAACCUCAUCUCCCUGAAAGAAGUUGAGGAGACCCUCACCACUAACGUGUGGAUUGAGCACGGCUGGACAGAUAGCCGGCUGCAGUGGGAUGCUGAAGAAUUUGGAAAUAUCAGCGUCCUGCGCCUGCCCUCUGACAUGCUGUGGCUCCCAGAGAUUGUGCUGGAGAACAACAAUGACGGCUCCUUCCAGAUUUCCUACUCCUGCAACGUGCUCAUCUACCCCUCGGGCUAUGUGUACUGGCUGCCGCCCGCCAUCUUCCGCUCUUCCUGCCCCGUCUCCGUCACCUACUUCCCCUUCGACUGGCAGAACUGCUCCCUCAAGUUCAGUUCCCUUAAGUACACAGCCAAGGAGAUCACCCUGAGUUUGAAGCAGGAGGAAGAAGAGGGCCGCUUCUAUCCCGUGGAAUGGAUCAUCAUCGACCCUGAGGGCUUCACAGAGAACGGGGAGUGGGAGAUAGUGCACCGACCAGCCAGGAUCAACAUGGACCCCAGCGUCCCGCUGGACAGUCCUGGCCACCAGGACGUCACCUUCUACCUCAUCAUCCGCCGCAAGCCACUCUUCUAUGUCAUCAACAUCCUGGUGCCCUGCGUGCUCAUCUCCUUCAUGAUCAACCUGGUCUUCUACCUGCCGGCCGACAGUGGCGAGAAGACGUCAAUGGCCAUCUCAGUGCUCCUGGCUCAGUCUGUCUUCCUGCUGCUCAUCUCCAAGCGGCUGCCCGCCACGUCCAUGGCCAUCCCCCUCAUCGGCAAGUUCCUGCUCUUCGGCAUGGUGCUGGUGACCAUGGUCGUGGUGAUCUGUGUCAUCGUGCUCAACAUCCACUUUCGCACACCCAGCACCCACGUGCUGUCUGAGGGGGUCAAGAAGCUCUUCCUGGAGACCCUGCCCGAACUCCUACACAUGUCCCGCCCAGCCGAGGAUGGGCCCAGCCCAGGGGCUCUCGUCCGGAGGAGCAGCUCCCUGGGCUACAUUUCUAAGGCCGAGGAGUACUUCUUGCUCAAGUCCCGAAGUGACCUCAUGUUUGAGAAGCAGUCCGAGCGGCACGGGCUGGCCCGGCGCCUCACCACUGCACGCCCGCCCCCGGCAGGCUCUGAGCAAGCCCAGCAGGAGCUCUUCAGUGAGCUGAAGCCAGCCGUGGAUGGGGCCAACUUCAUCGUCAGCCACAUGAGGGACCAGAACAAUUACAACGAGGAGAAGGACUGCUGGAACCGAGUGGCCCGCACAGUGGACCGACUCUGCCUGUUUGUGGUGACGCCCAUCAUGGUCGUGGGCACGGCCUGGAUCUUCCUGCAGGGCGCCUGCAACCAGCCUCCACCUCAGCCCUUCCCCGGGGACCCCUUCUCUUACCAGGAGCAGGACAAGCGCUUCAUCUAG